AUGCGUAUCUCCAUUCUGAUAUUGUUAUUGGGCCUCAUCGUCAUUGCCAUGGCAGAGCCACGACGUGGACGUGGCGGUUCUGGCAGAGGCAGAGGUGGUGAUGGUUUUAGAGGACGUUCAUCCUCUGGCGGUCGGCAAGAUGGUCCACCUGGUAGGGGAGGUCCACCUGGUAGGGGUGGUCCACCUGGUAGGGGUGGUCCACCUGGUAGGGGUGGUGGUCGUCGUGAUCCACCCCGUGUUCCUGGUUGGGGAUGGGCCGGACCUUGGGGACCAAGGCCAACCCUUACAACUGUGGCAAACGCCACAGCUUCCACCGCUGCCGUCGAAACGACCACCGCCGCGACAACCACACUUGCUCCAACAUCCACUUCAGAUACAACUGAAGCAGCUACGGAAGCAACUGAAACGACAGAGGAGUCUGCUACUACUACUGGUUAA
Molecule: messenger RNA, 438 nt
Organism: Scaptodrosophila lebanonensis
Lineage: Eukaryota; Metazoa; Arthropoda; Insecta; Diptera; Drosophilidae
Product: myosin heavy chain IB-like
Exons: 1
Coding region: 1-438 (145 amino acids)
Source: RefSeq, a predicted model, not a curated record